Messenger RNA from Emericellopsis atlantica, 2436 nucleotides. RefSeq names its product alcohol dehydrogenase. The record is from RefSeq and is a predicted model, not a curated record. The transcript has 2 exons. NCBI's taxonomy places the organism in Eukaryota, Fungi, Ascomycota, Sordariomycetes, Hypocreales, Bionectriaceae. Gene Ontology annotation, molecular function: flavin adenine dinucleotide binding; oxidoreductase activity, acting on CH-OH group of donors. Bases 376 to 2352 code for a protein of 658 amino acids.
CUUAACCUCACGUACAUAUCGCCAGAAGACGGGGCCGGACUCCGACGUGAACGCUGCGAGCUGCUGAGUUGGGACAAGCAGUCAACCCCGGAAUAGGUCUUAUGACCGGCAGAUAUUAAUUAUGCACAAGCACAUGUGCCGAGCGUCGGCCGCACAGUCCUGGUUCUUCCUGGCGAAGAUAUAUAUCGUAUCUACCGUGAAGCGAAUCUGGGGAGGGAAAGAAGAGGGAGAGUCACCGCGCGCGCGCAGCCAGACCAUCCACCUUCCAAGGUAGUUCACUCGUUCGUCUGCCCAGCCUCGCCGGCCCUGUUUUUGGUGUUGCAACUUGCAAGGGGCUGUUACCCCGAUUCCAGUCACUAACGUCAAGGCCCCACCAUGCAUCUGUCUCGGUUCUUGCUUUCACUUGGUAGCCUCACGGCUAUUGCGGCAGCUAUUGCUAUUCCCGACGUAGCUCAAGACAGUGGCAAUGUCGUGCGCAGGGCUGCUUUCGACAGCAUCUACGACUAUGUGAUUGUCGGUUCGGGGCCAGGUGGUGCGCCUCUCGCUUCGCGCCUCGCCAUUGCAGGCAAGAAAGUCCUCCUGAUCGAGGCAGGCGAUGACCAAGGCCUGUCCACCGAGUACCAGGUGCCCGCUCUCAACCUGCAAUCCACAGAGUAUGAGCCCAUGCGCUGGGACUACUACGUCAACCACCACAGCGAUCUCGAUGUGCAGAAGAGGGACACCAAGAUGUCCUACCGGACGAGCGAUGGCGGUCUGUAUACUGGUCUUACGCCCAGUGCUGAUGCAGAGCCGCUGGGUGUGUUGUACCCACGAGCUGGCACCCUCGGUGGUUGCGCAGCACAUAAUGCUCUGAUCACCAUUUAUCCUCAUGCCAGUGACUGGGACAAGCUUGCCAAGCUUACCGGCGACAGCUCAUGGAGUGCUUCCAAUAUGCGCCAGUACUUUAAGCGUCUCGAGAGCGCCCGAUAUCUGCCCAACGCCAUUGUUGGCCAUGGCUUUGACGGAUGGCUCACGACGAGCGUCACCGAUCUCGGCCUCGUCAUCAAGGAUAUCAAGCUCCUCACUGUCAUUGUCUCAGCCGCAUCCGCCAUGGGCAAGGGUUUCUUCGGCCUCGUCCUCUCCACCGUCAACGGUCUUGGCCAAGUCUUGCUCAGGGACGUCAAUGCGGAUACGCCAGGUCGGGAUUCUGCCGAGGGGCUCUACCAGGUUCCCAUCACAGUCAAGGAUGGCAUUCGGGUCGGCCCUCGCGAGUUCGUCCUCGAGACUGCCAAUGCGAAGAACGCGGACGGCUCCCGCAAGUACCACCUGGACAUUAUGAUGAACACGCUCGCCACGAAGGUCCGUUUCGACACGUCUGGCACUACGCCCCGCGCCGUUGGUGUCGACUUUCUAUCGGGCCAGAGUUUGUACAAGGCCGAUCCUCGCGCUACAACUGGUGCCUCCUCGACUGCCGGCUCCGUCAACGCAUCAGCUGAAGUCAUCCUCGCUGCCGGCGCCUUCAAUACUCCUCAGCUCCUCAAGCUCAGCGGAGUCGGCCCCAAGACGGAGCUUGACGCAUUCGAUAUCCCUGUUAUUGUCAACCUUCCCGGCGUCGGCACAAACCUCCAGGAUCGCUAUGAAACGACCGUCGUUGGCGAGACCCAGUCUGACUUUGAAAUCAUCAAGGGCUGCACGUUUGGCAGCGACGGCGACCCGUGCCUAUCCAAGUGGCUGACCAGUGACAAGGGCAUCUACGCCUCCAACGGCAUUUCUCUCGGUGUCGUCAAGAAGUCAUCCGUUGCCACGACGAGUGACCCCGACCUCUUUAUCGCCGGCGCUCCUGUCGCUUUUCGCGGUUACUACCCCGGUUAUUCUGCCAACACGACAUGUGAUCGUAGACACUGGUCAUGGAUCACUCUCAAGGCGCAUGCCUCCAACAAGGCCGGCACUGUCCGCCUCCGCUCGGCUGAUCCCACAGACAUGCCCCAGAUCGACUUCAAUUACUUCCAGCAGGGCGGCGAUGCGGACAAAGAAGCCGUUGUGGAGGGCAUGAAGCUAUCUCGGAAGAUGAUGAGGGACGUCAUCCCUCUCGCCGGUGGCUUCGAGGAAAUCUGGCCCGGUUCGAGUGUCUCUGAUUCCGAUCUGGAAGACUGGGUCACCAACGAGGCAUGGGGGCAUCACGCCAGCUGCACUUGCCCCAUUGGCAAGGACAACGAUCCCAUGGCUGCUCUAGAUAGCAAGUUCAGGGUGCGCGGCACCGAGGGACUGCGCGUUGUGGAUGCGUCUGUCUUCCCUGAGAUCCCGGGCUUCUAUAUCGCUGUGCCGGUGUACAUGGUCAGUGAGAAGGCUGCCACGGUUAUUUUGGGUCAAUGACAGAGGCAUUAGUUUUGAUCGUGUCUACUGUCAAUAAUGUGAUAAAUGGGUACCGUACUCACUCGACAAAGUCGCUAGCGCUGG